AAUAAAAUAAAAUAAAAAUAUAUAUAAAAUAAACGUAAUCUAUCAUGGUCGUCUACAGAAAUAUUCAAAAUACACAUCGCCCUACCAAGGCUUCCUUGACUCUGGUUAUCAAGGUGGGCACUUCUUCUAUCUGUGAUGAAGUCACACAUUAUCCUUUGCUUGGUAACUUGUCUCGUAUUGUCGAAACCAUCAUUCAACUCAAGCGUAUGGGCCAUCGCGUUGUUCUCGUCACAAGCGCUGCGGUCGGUACAGGCUUAAGAAGACUCAAUAUGACUGAAAAGCCUUCUAAACUUGCCGCAAUUCAGGCUAUUGCUGCUGUAGGUCAAGGUCGUUUAAUGAGCAUGUAUGAUGAUCUCUUUGGUCAGUUCAAUCAACCCGUGGCUCAAAUCUUGUUGACUCGUAACGAUUUAGCUGAUCGCUCACAAUACUUAAACGCAGUCAGUUGCCUUGAAGAACUUUUGGAUAUGGGUGUUGUCCCCAUUAUUAAUGAAAAUGACUCCAUCUCCGUCAAAGAAAUCAAAUUUGGUGACAAUGACACUCUUUCUGCCAUUGCCUCAGGUAUGGUCAAGGCUGACUAUCUCUUCUUGAUGACGGAUGUAGAUUGUCUCUAUACGGACAACCCACGCAGUAAUCCCGAUGCAAGACCUGUACUUGUCUGUGAUGAUAUUGAACUUUUACGUAAACAAAUCACUGUCAGUGCACCCGGUAGUUCUCUCGGUACGGGCGGUAUGAUUACCAAAUUAGUCGCAGCCGAUCUCGCCACCGCCGCUGGAGUCACUACCGUCAUCGCACGUGGCGCCACACCUGAAAAUAUUAUUCCCAUCAUUGAUUCCUCCUCCAGUGAUCCCAAAAAAUUACCUUUACAUACACGUUUUGUCGCUAAACCUAAACCUCUCAUGGACCGCAAAUGGUGGAUCUUACAUGGAUUACAUACCGCUGGUACCGUCUACGUUGAAGGUGAAGAGAUCAAAAAUGCUAUUCAUGACGGUCAAGUGGAUAGCUCACUUUUCGCUCAUUCCAUCUCUAAAGUGGAGGGCUCCUUUGUUGAACAUCAGGCAGUACGUUUGGUCUUACAACAUAAGAAUGCUCAUGGUAUCAUUGAUAAUAUUACCGUUGCCAAAGGAAUCGUGAAUUACUCUUCACAGGAAAUUAUGCGUAUCAUGCUUGCUAAAGAAAGCACCAUUAUUGAUUCUCUUGGUUAUAAGGAUGCCGAUUGUAUCAUUCAUCGUGAUAACAUGGCUAUCACCGUGUAAAAGUCUCUUUCAUCAUUACUAUUUCUUUUUUCUAUAUUUUUUUGCAUAUAUGUUACCCCCUCCCACCCCCCCCCCUUUUUUUUUCUUUCUUUUUUAAUCGCAUUUCUUUAUAUUCUUUCUCUUUCUCUCAUUCUUUUUUUUCCCCCACCGAGAAAUAAACUUUACCUCUCUAUUUUUUUUUAAAAAAACUGAUAAACUAAUUGAAUCAGUCCAAGUGUGAAAUGUCUAUCAUGUUCUAUUAAGUUCUCUCUACGCUAUCACAUGUUCUAAUUACGUUGUAUAUAUCACUUUAUAUUUC
This is a messenger RNA of Mucor mucedo, 1551 nucleotides long. RefSeq names its product glutamate 5-kinase. The coding region runs from base 45 to 1253 and encodes 402 amino acids. NCBI's taxonomy places the organism in Eukaryota, Fungi, Mucoromycota, Mucoromycetes, Mucorales, Mucoraceae. Gene Ontology annotation, cellular component: cytosol; cytoplasm. The record is from RefSeq and is a predicted model, not a curated record. The transcript is spliced from 3 exons. Gene Ontology annotation, molecular function: RNA binding; glutamate 5-kinase activity; ATP binding.